UUUGACCAUAUAUGUUGGGAUGAGUCUCUGAAGAGAUGUUUGUAAACAAUGUGUUAAAUUUUUUGUUCUUCGUUAAAUUCUAGUUGUACAGUAUGGAAUGGACUGUUCACCCAUAUUUGCCUUUUUAUAUUGCCGCGUUUCUGCAGUCAGGUUGGUUUAUUGCAGUUCAAACUUUACAAGUUUACAUAUUUAGUUCUACGGUUUUGCAACGUCUUUGACUAGUUUCCAAGUAAAUCGGUAUCGAUGACAGUUUAUUUUAGAGGAUUCAACGGCGAGUAGUUACGAGCACACUGUCAGUUAGUACUUGAGAGAUCGGACUCUCCUGUUUUAUUUCUUUUUUGGCUUGAAUAUGGACUUGGUUUACCGUCCUGUGAUUCUGUGUAUAACUUAGUGCUUCCACGGACAAUCACUAGCGAUUUGGAUGGGAGAUUGUAGCUGACUCGUUAUUCAUCAAAAACGUUAUCCACUGUAAUUCAUGAAAUAAGACUGUAAAAUUUUAUUAGCUAAGUUUUACGCGUAUGUAACUAUUUUUGGACAGUUACGAUAUUAGAGACACCGACUCUUACGUGAUAUAUCUAUUAUUGCUUGGGAAUAUGAACAAUUAAAUCAGUCAACACCCCACAUCAAAAGUUUGGUCUAAAAGUUUGCUAUGUUUUAAAAAUCACGUUGACAGUGAAUAGUUUUGUGUUUGUUGGUACAUCCAUGGUCCUUGCAUUGAAUCUGUGUAGAACAAUAGCGUCAGUAAACUACCGUAUACAAAAAAGUGCCUUUUUGACAGCGUAUGUACGGGCGUGUGCCUACAAUUCAUAUACAACGCCCAGGUGCAACACGCGCAAAAAGAAAAAGCGACGUAUCAUCUGCAGAGGUGCAGAAUGCAACAAUAAAAUAUCCCGAAAUUGGGAGUAUACACCCAACGGAUCAAAUAUGUAUUACUCAGAUGAACGGAAGUUACCCUUGAGAUUGGUGUCAUAUAAUGUGCUGGCUCAAGAUCUCCUGGAGAGCCACAGAUACUUAUACGCCGAAUGUAAAGAGGAGGAUCUGGUUUGGGAGAAACGUUGGAAGCGCAUCUUGGAAGAGAUUACUUCUGCAGAGCCUGAUGUAAUUUGUCUUCAGGAAGUUCAGGAGGAUCACUGGGAUCCAUUUUAUGUAAAUGAACUCUCAAAACUAGGUUAUAAGGGUCUGUACAAGAAACGAACAGGGGCCCGAGUGGAUGGUGUUGCCCUGUGGUACCGCUCAUCGCUUUUUCGUGUGGACAUUUGGAGUGCUGUUGAGUUCAACAUUCCCGGGGAACCUUACCUGGAUCGUGACAAUGUUGCUAUAGUAGCCAGAUUGGUUCCUACGAUACCUGGUUGGCAGCAUUUGGCAGUCGUAGUAGCCACCACUCACCUGCUGUACAACACUCGCCGCCACGACAUAAAACUGGCUCAGACCCAAUUGCUGUUAGCAGAGUGUGAGUCGCUGGCGUAUCGCUCAGAUGCCGCCAGAUUUGGUGGUCCACAGUAUUGGCCAUUGAUAAUCACAGGAGACUUUAAUCUCCUCCCAUAUUCAGGAGUGUAUAAAUUGCUCACAAAAGGGAGACUGGAGUAUGAAGGCUUAUGUGCCAAGACUUUGACACUGAUGCCUCCAGGAGAAGAUGGGAAAAGACUUGGAAAGAAGUUAAUCUCUCCAGAACGUAACAUAACUGACAAUUGUCAGUAUGUCUAUGACAUCCUAAACAGGCUUGAGGUGGAGGCUGGAGCUCCAGUGCAAGAAUGUUUGGCACCAACUCUAGACACUACACUACAGAACAUCAUCUCUAAGCAACCUGCUGUGGCAAAACAUCAUUGCUUCGCAGAUCUCAAAUUUGGAACAGGAACUCUCUCUCAUCCUUUCAAGCUACGCUCAGUAUAUUCACAUGGGAAACUCAACUCUGAUAUGGCAGAGGCAACAACAUAUCAAAAUGGUUGGUGCUCUGUGGACUAUAUAUUUUACAGUGUUCCUCAUGGUUUAAAAACUGAAGGCAAUCUGAAGAUGACAGCAAGGUACAAACUGUUUACACGUGGUGAAGCAAAAACUGUUGGUCCAAUUCCAAAUGAUGAACAUCCAUCCGAUCAUUAUCCAUUGAUGGUACAUUUCAUUCUUGUUCCAUGAUGAUUAUCAAAUAUUGCCAGAGAGCUGUGAAGGUAAUUCUUGUGACA
This is a messenger RNA of Schistocerca piceifrons (Central American locust), 2177 nucleotides long. It is a transcript of the gene angel, whose product is annotated as protein angel homolog 2. Lineage: Eukaryota; Metazoa; Arthropoda; Insecta; Orthoptera; Acrididae. Gene Ontology annotation, molecular function: 3'-5'-RNA exonuclease activity. The transcript is spliced from 9 exons. The record is from RefSeq and is a predicted model, not a curated record. Bases 703 to 2130 code for a protein of 475 amino acids.